Molecule: messenger RNA, 1071 nt
Organism: Rhizophagus irregularis DAOM 181602=DAOM 197198
Lineage: Eukaryota; Fungi; Glomeromycota; Glomeromycetes; Glomerales; Glomeraceae
Source: RefSeq, a predicted model, not a curated record
AAUAAUCAAGAAUAUUUUAAUGGAAAUAAUUAUCUACAUUUGCAAAAUUUAAUUACUAUUAUAACAAAUAUUAAAAAAUUUAUGAAAAAUAUUUCUCAAAUGAUAACUUUGUUAAAAUUAAAAUAUAUACUACCAGAAAAUAUAGAGAAAGCUCUUAAAGAAUUAUGCGGAGAUUUUGACGUUUGUAUAAUCAAAAUAGAUGCAACAAAUUUUACCACUACGAUAAAGGAUAAAAUUCGUCCUGAAGAAGAUGAACAAAACUUAAAAGCCGAUCAAGAUGAUUUAAAUAAAUAUUUUGGACAAAUAGUUGGAGUUGACGACAAACACAAAGAAGAAAUGAUUUCAAAAAUCAAUAAAAUCAGUAUAAUGAAAACCACGAUGGAAAGUUUUUUGGAUAAGCAAAUGGAUAAUGAAUAUAGCCAAAAAAAAUAUCAAAUGAAAAUUGAUGAAAUUUUUCAAGCACAUCAAUUAAUAUUUUCUGAUUACAAAAAAACUGACAAGAAACCACGUAAGGAUGGGAUUGUGACUAAAUGGGUUAGUGCAAAAAAUGAAGAAGAAGAAUAUGCAUUUAAAAGUAUAUCUGAGGAAAACAAAAUUAGCGUACAAAAUCAAGUUAUAAUUCUUAGAGAACUUCACAAUUGGCAGAAUAUAAUAAAAUUUUACGGUCUUACUAAUUAUGAAAAUAAAUGGUAUUUAGUAACUGAAUGGGCUGAACAUGGAAAUUUACGUGAAUUUUAUACAAAUAAUAAAAAUUCAUUUGAUACCAAGCUAAAAUUACGCGUAUCCCUCGAUAUUGCUCGUGAAUUGAAUUUUUUAAGAACUGUAGAGAUUUUACAUCGUGAUAUUAGAGCUGAGAAUGUAUUGAUCACAAAUAAUAAUACAGCAAAACUUACGAAUUUUAAAUUAAGUCGUUCAUAUAAAGCAGAUACGCUGAAUCAAAGCCAUAAUUUAGAACAAAUUCGGUACUGAGCUCCUGAAAUAUUACAGAGGACUCCAGGCUUCAAAUACAAUAAUAAAUGUGAAGUUUAUAGCUUUGGAAUUUUACUUUGGGAAAUUUCAGAAGAAAAAACU